GUGUGUCCGUCAGAGUCUUGUCAAGUCUACUCUCCUCCGAGUGAGUGUGGCAGUGCUGUGAGGGCUGUGAGGCGAGACGGACGGGUACAGGUGGCGCGCUAACUGGCUGGAGUGCAGGCGUGUGACCAGCGGCGGCUACGGACAGACACAGACACGAUGCCACCUCCGUCUACCUCCUCCUUGGGCUGGUUCGAGUACAUACUGAUCCACUAUAGGUGGGUGUUCGUGAUCUUCUUCCUGCUGCCCGCGUCCUUCCUCUACGACAUCUACUUCUACACGCGCUCCUGGAUCGUGUUCCGCCUCAGCUCGGCGCCGCAACACCACGACAGGAAGGUGGCCAACGUGCAGCGCCAGGUGCGUGAUUGGAGCGGAAACACCCCCAUGUGUACAGCUCGUCCUGGCUGGCAGACCAUCAGCUUCCGGGAGGGCGCCUACAAGAGGACCUUCCACAAAGUAGCCAUUAACCUGGUGGACAUCCUGCAGAUCAACACGGAGAAGGGGACGGUGUGGUGCGAGCCGCUGGUGACGAUGGGGCAGCUGACGCACACCCUGACAGAGCUGGGCUGGACCAUCCCUGUCGUGCCGGAGAUGGACGACCUCACUAUUGGAGGGCUGGUCAUGGGCACGGGGAUAGAGACGUCUUCCCACAAGCACGGCCUCUUCCAGCACAUCUGCCUCUCCUUUGAGCUGGUGCUGGCUGACGGAUCCCUGGUGACGUGCUCCAAGGACGAGAAACCGGAUCUCUUCUACUCCGUUCCCUGGUCCUAUGGCACUCUGAGCUUCCUGACGGCCGUGGAGAUCAAGAUCAUCCCAGCGCAAAGGUUCGUCAAGGUGGAGUACAAGCCGUGCCACUCCCUCGACAACCUCAUAGAGACCUUCACGGCGGAGACGCAGAGGGAGGAGGGGAACCAGUUUGUGGAGGGCCUCAUGUUCUCCCUUCACUCCGGCGUUGUCAUGACGGCUAAUAUGUCCAACACCGCUGAGCCCGGCAAGAUAAACAAGAUCGGGUGUUGGUUCAAGCCGUGGUUCUUCAAGCAUGUGGAGACGUACCUGGCCAAGGGCAGCGGCGGCGUGGAGUACAUUCCUCUCCGCGACUACUACCACCGACACACACGCUCCAUCUUCUGGGAAAUACGGGACAUCAUCCCCUUCGGCAACAACGUGGUGUUCCGCUACCUCCUGGGCUGGCUGGUGCCCCCCAAGGUGUCGCUGCUGAAGCUGACGCAGGGCCAGGCGGUGAAGGAGCUGUAUGAGAAGAACCACUUCAUCCAAGAUAUGCUCGUGCCCCUCAGUGACAUAAAGGAGGCCCUGGAGGUGUUCCACAAGGAGGUGAAGAUCUACCCGAUAUGGCUGUGUCCCUUCAAGGUGGAGGCCAACCCAGGGAUGCUGCAGCCUGUGGGGGGCAAGGAGGCACUCUACGUGGACAUCGGCACCUACGGCACUCCGGGGGUUGACAACUUCCACCCCGAGCAGACCACCAGGAGGGUCGAGGCCUUCGUCAGGAAAGUGAAAGGGUUCCAGAUGAUGUACGCCGAUUCCUACAUGACCCGCGAGGAGUACCGGGAGAUGUUUGAUCACACGCUGUACGACAAGAUGAGGAAGGAGCUGGACUGCACCAAGGCCUUCCCCGAGGUCUACGACAAGGUCAACAGGAAGGCGCGUGUCUGACGGGAGUUACCGCUCAACUAAUAAACUUAAGAGUGUGA
This is a messenger RNA of Eriocheir sinensis (Chinese mitten crab), 1706 nucleotides long. RefSeq names its product delta(24)-sterol reductase-like. Gene Ontology annotation, cellular component: membrane; cytoplasm. The transcript has 11 exons. Lineage: Eukaryota; Metazoa; Arthropoda; Malacostraca; Decapoda; Varunidae. Bases 157 to 1668 code for a protein of 503 amino acids. Gene Ontology annotation, molecular function: Delta24(24-1) sterol reductase activity; FAD binding. The record is from RefSeq and is a predicted model, not a curated record. Gene Ontology annotation, biological process: steroid metabolic process.